UGGUACAGUUCCAAAUUCUCGUGUGUACGCGCAUAUUCCCCAUGGUGUCAAAAUGGCUGAUGAAUAUGUUGGAAUUAACCCUUCCGAUGUGACAUUCCUUGAGUUAUUGCAAGAGUCCAAGAAUUCUGCUGUCUUCAAGGUCAGAGUUCGCGGAAGGAUGUGCGUGAUGAAAGUAUACCAUGAUAGGGGCCUAUCUGAAUGUGACCCCCCAGAUUAUGACGUGAAUCUCUUUUCUCGCGAAUCCUCCGCUUAUCGACGCAUGAAAGAAAGGGGCUUAUACAGACAAGGGGUUGUUCCCGACUUCUAUGGUACGAUAACACAAAUACAACCGACUCUCUGGCCAAGUCUGCAUAUGUUUCUUCAGGACAAGUUAGCUCCGAAUGCCGUUCUCAUUGAGUAUAUACCGGACGCACAGCAAAUAGACCUAUCCAACUUCUCGAAAGAUUAUCUUGUUCAACUUCGCGAUAGUCUUUACAGUAUCCACCAAGCAGGAGUCCUUCAUGGCGACCCCAAACCGAGAAAUAUGAUAAUAUCUCGCAAACAGAAUAGAGUGCUCUGGAUUGAUUUUGAUUCUGCCCAAACAUUCUCAGGCAAUCUUUCACCAAGGCAAAAUGUGUGGUUCAAGGAAGAGAAUGAAACGAUGGAGUACUUUAUCAAAGCUUUGACUCAAGAUCAUGUAGACGGUAGGCUGAGCCGUGAAUAUUCUUAUUAUUAUGGUUGGUUCCCAUGUUAG
This is a messenger RNA of Aspergillus steynii IBT 23096, 733 nucleotides long. RefSeq lists its product as uncharacterized. Gene Ontology annotation, molecular function: ATP binding; protein kinase activity. Gene Ontology annotation, biological process: protein phosphorylation. Lineage: Eukaryota; Fungi; Ascomycota; Eurotiomycetes; Eurotiales; Aspergillaceae. The record is from RefSeq and is a predicted model, not a curated record. The coding region runs from base 53 to 733 and encodes 226 amino acids. The transcript has 3 exons.